AUGUGUUGUACCUGGCAGGGAAUGGAAAAUUUUAUCAACAAGGCCUUUCUUCACAUCGAGGUGAUUGGUCUGCACGUGGCCGAGGGUCACUACGAUCUUGUUGGACCAAAUGGUGACAUUAUUCUUCCUGAGGCCUGGGAGAGUAUUAUUGAGCCAGAUUGGUCUGUAACAAUGCACAUGUGGCCAAUACCUGAAAAUUCAGAAACAGAAAAAGAUGAAAAUACGCCGCCCCUCGACGCAAUACGAAAGGAAGAGCCCCAGAGCACUACGAGAAAUAUUUGGCAACAUCUGCCAAAAUGGUCAAGUUUGGGGGUUUGA
This is a messenger RNA of Penicillium manginii, 318 nucleotides long. RefSeq lists its product as uncharacterized. The record is from RefSeq and is a predicted model, not a curated record. NCBI's taxonomy places the organism in Eukaryota, Fungi, Ascomycota, Eurotiomycetes, Eurotiales, Aspergillaceae. The transcript has 2 exons. Bases 1 to 318 code for a protein of 105 amino acids.